AUGUGUAGUUUUAAUUUUUAAAAUACUAUGUAAAAUUAAAUUAUAUAACAAGGUUUUUUCUUAAUUCUUUAAAUUAAUUUUGUGAUUUUUUCACUUCAUAUAAAAUCAGAGAAGAGAGCUCUGUAAUUGCUUUCUUCUCCGGAGUUCAGUUCCCAAUGGACGCUCUGAAUUCUUACGCAUCGUCGGCGGCGAUGGCACAACAAACCUGGGAGUUAGAGAACAACAUCGUGACAAUGGACGCGUCGUCGGGGUCGGCACCGGAAAACUCAGCGUCAGAUGCCAUAUUCCACUACGACGAUGCGGCACAGACUAAGUUCCAGCGGGAAAAACCAUGGACGAGUGACCCUCACUACUUCAAGCGCGUGAAGAUCUCUGCUCUUGCUCUUCUAAAGAUGGUUGUUCACGCGCGUUCUGGAGGUACAAUUGAGGUCAUGGGACUAAUGCAAGGUAAGACGGAUGGAGAUGCUAUUAUUGUUAUGGACGCUUUUGCCCUUCCUGUUGAAGGAACUGAAACUAGGGUUAAUGCUCAAGCUGAUGCGUAUGAAUACAUGGUUGAAUAUUCACAGACCAACAAGCAGGCUGGUCGGCUGGAGAAUGUGGUCGGGUGGUACCAUUCUCAUCCUGGCUAUGGAUGCUGGCUCUCUGGCAUUGAUGUAACUACACAAAUGCUUAACCAGCAGUAUCAGGAGCCCUUUCUUGCAGUUGUUAUUGAUCCAACAAGAACUGUUUCUGCUGGUAAAGUUGAGAUUGGUGCCUUUCGAACAUAUCCUGAAGGAUAUAAGCCUCCAGAUGACCCUAUCUCAGAGUACCAGACCAUUCCUUUGAACAAAAUCGAAGACUUUGGAGUACAUUGCAAGCAGUAUUAUUCAUUGGAUGUUACGUAUUUUAAGUCCUCUCUCGAUUGCCAUCUCUUGGACCUACUAUGGAACAAGUAUUGGGUGAACACACUUUCUUCUUCUCCUUUGCUUGGAAAUGGAGACUAUGUUGCUGGACAGAUAUCUGAUCUUGCUGAAAAGUUGGAGCAAGCUGAAAAUCAACUGCCCCAUUCACGUUUUGGGCCCUUAGUGGCAGCCCCUCAAAGGAAGAAGGAGGAAGAAUCUCAGCUUGCUAAGAUUACACGUGAUAGUGCUAAGAUUACUGUCGAGCAAGUUCAUGGCUUAAUGUCUCAGGUUAUUAAAGACAUUCUUUUCAAUAGCGUUUGUAAGUCGGGCAAGUCACAGACGGAACCCUCUGAUCCAGAGCCCAUGAUCGAAACCUGAAAAAUUUCAUCCUAUUAGUCCAGAUGUAGAUCUGUUUCUAGGUUUCUUUUGCAGUUAACAUGCAGCUUUGACUCUAUUAUAUGUAGGUCCAAAGAGGUGAAAGUUUAAGAUGGCCACCCCACAUAUAAAUUAUCAUUGCUGUUUAAUGUUUUGAAGAUUUUGCCAAAUCUUUCACUAGUUCUUUUCCUUGUCUACCUUUCUUUUGUUACUUGGAGAAGUUCUGUAAAUCAUGAACCAUCCUUUUUAGGAAUGGUACUACCUCCAUCUUGUAUUAGAUCGACAUUUUCUAUUUUACAGGGUGAUUAAGAAAUCAUUAAUAGAUUGAUCAACUUUACUAUUU
Messenger RNA from Solanum verrucosum, 1599 nucleotides. Its product is annotated as COP9 signalosome complex subunit 5a-like. The record is from RefSeq and is a predicted model, not a curated record. Gene Ontology annotation, biological process: protein deneddylation. The transcript is spliced from 6 exons. Bases 156 to 1259 code for a protein of 367 amino acids. Gene Ontology annotation, molecular function: protein binding; metallopeptidase activity; deNEDDylase activity. NCBI's taxonomy places the organism in Eukaryota, Viridiplantae, Streptophyta, Magnoliopsida, Solanales, Solanaceae. Gene Ontology annotation, cellular component: COP9 signalosome; cytoplasm.